This is a messenger RNA of Penicillium maclennaniae, 2559 nucleotides long. Its product is annotated as M28 family metallopeptidase. Gene Ontology annotation, molecular function: carboxypeptidase activity. The record is from RefSeq and is a predicted model, not a curated record. Bases 1 to 2559 code for a protein of 852 amino acids. NCBI's taxonomy places the organism in Eukaryota, Fungi, Ascomycota, Eurotiomycetes, Eurotiales, Aspergillaceae. The transcript is spliced from 2 exons.
AUGGGCGACGAUAAGUUCGAAUACCGAGAACUCCCCAUCCCCUCCUACGAAGAGGCCACGGCCCAGCCUUCCCCUUCUCGCUCCGACUUGGGCGACGGCAACGAUGUCGAACGCCAGGGUCUUCUCGGUCGCGUCGAUGGCGGAAACUACAACCGCCGACCGUCGAAUCGUCUCGAUGAUCUCGCCUCCUCCGUAUCGGGCUCCGAGCGCGGGUCGACCGAUGACUUAAGAAGGGAACUAGAUCAGAUGGAUGUCGAUGAUUCUGCGCAUGGCUCAUCGUCCAGAUCUCGCCCCCGUUUACGACAUCACCUCUCCAAGCGAUUCUCCAGUCUGACACGAACGCUACGACCCCUUCAACGAUACUUGCCGAGCCUGCCAAGCUUCAACUUCAGGCUCGAUCUCAACAAUGCUCGCGCACAAAUGAAGGACCGUGGAUGCAUCAUGUUGCUGCGCCUGUUCGCCCUGCUGCUCGUGGUCACCCUGGUAUAUGUCUUCUUUAUUGGCGACAUCUUCAACCUUAAUAGCCGCAUGGUGAUGGGUCAAUCUUACAGCGCCUCCUCGGUUGAAAACUUCGUACAGGGCCACAUAAAUGAAACCAGCAUCGCGGAGAACUUGAGACGCGUUACCAACUUCCCUCACGUUGCCGGUACUGAGGGUAGUUUCGUACUGGCAGAAUGGAUCGAGCAGGAGUUCCACCGCGCAGGCUUCGAUGAGGUUCGGAGAGAAGAGUUCCAAGUCUAUUUGAACUAUCCUCGCGAUGAUGGACGCAAGAUCGCCAUUAUUGACCCGCCUCACCUGGCCUGGGAGGCCAUACUAGAGGAAAAUGACUCUCAGGUCCCGUCAUUUCACGGGCACUCCCGAUCCGGAAACGUCACUGGUCCUUUGGUCUAUGCCAACUUUGGCUCCCGUGAGGAUUUCAAACUGCUCGCCGAUAAAGGUAUUUCACUCAACGGUUCCAUUGCUCUAGUGCGCUACUACGGCACCGAGGGCGACCGGGCCCUGAAGAUUAAAGCCGCCGAGCUGGCUGGUGCGGCAGGUUGCAUCAUCUACUCCGAUCCGCAACAGGACGGUUUUGUACAAGGACCUGCGUAUCCCAAAGGCCGCUACAUGCCAUCAGAUGGUGUCCAGCGAGGUGGUGUCAGCCUCAUGUCUCACGUUGUUGGAGACGUGCUUUCUCCCGGUUUCGCAUCUACGCCUGGAGAGAAGGAGAGACUGUCACCAGAGGACAGCCCUGGAUUAACCAAAAUUCCCAGUCUUCCGAUCGCCUGGCGCGAUGCACAGCGCCUUCUGCAGUCUUUGGAAGGCCAUGGAUCGAAAGUUCCUGAUACAUGGAUUGGCGGGGUGCCCAAGAUCCAAGCUUGGUGGACAGGUGAUCAAGAUUCGCCCGUCGUGCAUCUGAUGAAUCUGCAGGACGAAGUCGAACGGCAGCCCAUUUAUAAUGUGCAUGGAACAAUUAUUGGACUUGAAGAGCGUGAUAAGAAGAUCAUUGUUGGUAACCAUCGCGACUCAUGGUGUCUAGGAAGUGUCGACCCUGGCAGUGGCACUGCCGUUUUCCUUGAGGUAGUGCGUGUCUUUGGCGAGCUGCUAGACUACGGAUGGCGACCACUGCGAACAAUCGAGUUUGUCAGCUGGGAUGGAGAAGAAUACAACCUCAUUGGAUCGACUGAGUACGUUGAAAAGGAGGUGGAUCAUCUCCGCAAAAAUGCAUACGCCUAUCUCAACGUGGACGUCGGCGUCUCAGGCUCCGAGUUCCGUGCAGCAGGGUCGCCUGUCUUUGAACGUUCCGUGCACCAGAUCUUGGGUCGUCUCUCGGAUCCGUAUGCCAACAAAACCCUGAAAGAAAUCUGGGAUGACAAGGGUAUGAAGCUUGAUGCGCUCGGCGCCGGCAGUGACUAUGUCGCAUUUCAAGACAUCGCAGGUACCUCCAGCAUUGAUUUCGGAUUCGAGGGCGGGCCAUACCCGUACCACAGCUGCUAUGAAUCCUAUGACUGGAUGGAGAAGUUUGGUGACCCGGGCUUCCAAUAUCACAAAGUCCUCGCUCAAUUCUGGGGAUUGCUCUUACUCGAUUUGUCCGAGAACCCUAUGCUGCCCUUUGACAUGGAAGCCUACGCCACCUCCAUCACCGGUUGGGUCAAAGAUCUGGACACAUUUGCGAAGAACAAGGGCGCCAAAGUUGACAUGCAGCUGAUGUUCAACGCUGCGGCCGAACUUGAAGCCGACGCUGCUCGAUUCACUCAGUGGAUUCAGAUCUGGCACGAUAGUGUCUGGGGAUCUGGUGGUUACGAAAGCAAUGUCAUGGCUAUUCAACGAGUCAAUCACAAUAUCCGAAUGGCCAGCUUUGACACCCACCUGUUGGAUCUGGAAGAAGGUGGCGGGAUUCCCAAUCGCACGCAAUUCCGCCAUGUGGUCUACGGACCCGAGCUGUGGUCCGGCUACGACGCUUCCAUUUUCCCCGCUAUCCGCGACAGCAUCAAUACGGGCGACUGGUCCCUUGCACAGCACUGGAUCGAUCGGGUUGCCAACGUCAUCCACACUGCCAGUAAUAAUCUUGUCAGCUAA